This is a messenger RNA of Oncorhynchus tshawytscha (Chinook salmon), 2850 nucleotides long. Its product is annotated as 4-galactosyl-N-acetylglucosaminide 3-alpha-L-fucosyltransferase 9. Gene Ontology annotation, molecular function: alpha-(1->3)-fucosyltransferase activity. Gene Ontology annotation, cellular component: membrane. The coding region runs from base 292 to 1440 and encodes 382 amino acids. The transcript has 2 exons. NCBI's taxonomy places the organism in Eukaryota, Metazoa, Chordata, Actinopteri, Salmoniformes, Salmonidae. The record is from RefSeq and is a predicted model, not a curated record.
ACUAUGCUCCAAGUUCACAUUCUGAAUGUGGAGUUAGGUCUAAAUAACUAUGAUAAAAGUAGACUCAUACUUUGAUAAACUUCCUGCCUGCAUCAGACAACCAGGUGAAGAGGAAACAUAAAUAUCAGCCACACCUUUUACCUAACCUGCCUGUCUCCGAGAGUAGCUCGGCACAAGGCGUUUUGCUGCGUCACUCAGUCACUCACUGAUCUCUACACCUGGAUGUAUACGUAGACAGUGUGAUACAAUACUUCAUCUUCUCCUGGCAUUGUGGAUACCAAGGGUCAAGGUAUGUCCACUCCGGCUUCCAAGGGGGUUCUACGGCCUGUUCUGAUUGGCUGUUUUUUUAUGGUGGGCUUCGUGGGAAUAUUCUUAAUUUACUACAAACCCCCGAUCAAGUUCCUUUCAUGCCCUACUGACCAGGCAUCCCACGAGGGGAAGGCUGGUUGUUCUCCUUGCCCUCAAGUAAGUAUGGCAGGGAACCACACAGGGCAAAAAACACACCAUGCACAGACAGCCAUUCAGGCCGAUGAUGACGGAGACACAGACACUAUCAUUUUGAUCUGGAUGUGGCCAUUUGGUCAGGCCUUUGACAUAGACUCUUGUGUCUACUUUAACAUCAAAGGCUGUCACCUAACAGUGGAUAAAAACCUUUACAGCAAGGCGCACGGUGUCAUAUUCCACCAUAGAGACAUCCAUGGAGACCUGAAGAACAUGCCCCAAGAGCAACGUCCAUGGUUCCAGAAAUGGGUUUGGUGGAAUGCAGAAUCACCGGCUAACACAAACAGGAUCCCUGGUGUUGACCACUUGUUCAAUUUGACUGCGAGUUAUCGACUGGAUUCUGAUAUCAAGGUUCCAUAUGGGUCGCUUGUUGAGGUAACCAGUGAGGAUAAAAUCUUUGAGCUGCCCAAGAAGGACAAAUUAGUCUGCUGGGUAGUGAGCAACUGGAACCCAAACUACAAGAGGGUACAGGUGUUCAACGAGCUCAGUAGGCAUGUCAAAAUAGAGGCCUAUGGGAGACAUUUUAGUAGAUACCUUGAAAACGAAGACUACUCAAAGACGCUGUCCAGCUGUAAAUUCUACCUGGCAUUUGAAAACUCCAUCUACAAAGACUAUGCUACAGAGAAGCUGUUCAAUGCUAUGAAGUUGGGAGCAGUGCCCGUUGUUCUAGGUCCAUCCAGGGAUAACUACGAGCAAUUUAUCCCAAGGGACUCUUUCAUCCAUGUGGAUGACUUCUCCUCUGUAGAGGAGCUGGCAAAGUAUCUUCUCUUUCUCGACCAGAAAAAAGAAGAAUACAUGAGGUACUUCACCUGGCGAAAUAACUUUAAAGUUCAACAAUGGUGGUUUGGACUUGAGCACGCCUGUCGCUCAUGUGAUUACAUUCAAAGAAAUAAAGGAUACAAAACUUUUCAUAAUCUAAAUACAUGGUUUUGGGGCUAAGUGACCCAUUUGUAGUGGUCAACAAUGUGGCUGUGUGAAGAGUAUUGUAUGCUGGACAACCAGGUGUGGAAUAGUUUAGGGUCGUUCCACCAAUUUGGUACCCUUUUGAGAAGUGUAACGGUAAAAAACUGAGCAGGUUUUUUUUCUUCACCACAAAACACUAGAACAUUUCCAAGAAGAGUAGAACCAGUUCACAUGCUUUUACACUAUGAUUUGACUAUUAAAUGUUCAAAGCUUCUUUUAAGAAAAAUAUUUAAAUCAGGAAUAGUUUUUCCCCAUAUUAAAACCGAAGUUCAGUUCACGUAACAAGGUAGAGCUUAAAAUUAGGGAUAAAUUAAAUCACUAAUCACAAAUGUAACUCUUCAUAUUCAAUGCAACAAAAUAACUAAGGCUUUAAAAUGAUGGGGAAAACUUGGAGAAAUGUUGGGGUUAAGCGGGUUCAAAUCUUCCUAGAAAUCAGAGUGCAUGGAGGGACAUGUCAAAACGCUACAUUUUCGCACUUUAAGUCUUUAUUCAUAUAAAAAAAACUGUUAUUGAAUUCUCCAUGUGGUCUAUAUUAAAGGGCACCUCAUUUAAUAUAACAGGGUUUUAAAAUCCAAUACUGGUGCACAAUUUCUACUUAAAAUAUUGAAGGGAUGGACAAGACACUCUUUCUUGAAACAAAACAACCCUUUAGAAUAUUAGGAGCUCUAGUAGCUGUUGCACAUGCAACAGCCACUCUUUCUGGGUGCACACAAACCAUACAAUACACAGAGAAAAGAGGGGGGGGGGAAAACGGGUAAAAUGACUUGUUACCUAAUAAUGUAAAACAUUGCCCACAUUAACAUCAUGUAAUGUAAAAUGUUACCCACAUUAUCAUGUAAUGUAAAAUAUUACCCAUAUUAACAUCAUGUAAUGUACAAAUGGUGUGCAUGAAUCACUGUUUUUCUUUCUUUUAGAGAUUUGAAAUUGAUGUGAGAACCCAAUGAAUUUUAAAUAUUGUUAAAGAUGUGGAUAUUUGUAUUAUUUAUGUUGACCACCUCACAGCAGCCACACCAUUUCCACCUGCUUGAUCAGUUCAGAAUAUGCACUCAUUUACUCCACUGCCCAAAUCAGAGAUUUGACCCACAGAAAAACUACAAUGGCCCAAACAGAGCAAACCCUUUGCAUAUAUUUGUUUUUGCAUUGUUUACCUACCUGCACAAAACAAAAGGAAACCAUACAACCUUACUGCACAGACAGAAAGAUAAAUUGGUUGUGUCCUUAUUGAGCCUUUGAGUAUGCUUUGAAAGGGGGAGGGGGAAAGUACAGUUGUGAGGAAUUAUCCACACGGACUCCCUCGACACAAUGAAAAGAGUUGUAAGACCUUCAAGUUAUGUCAUUUUCUGAAUACUGUCUGAUUAUUAAAAACCAAGGUCUGGAAUGAAUGUG